CCCAAAACCCCCCCAAACACUUAGUUUUUGGCGCUAGCACUGUUCACAGUGAAUCAAUGGAGGAAGAAGCUUCAGAGCAGCAGCUUAUUAGAGAAUCCAUGGAUGAAGAUGCUGUAGAGCUGUUGGAAACCCCAAUUGAAGCUGUAGAGGAGAAACCAUUGGAAGAACCUUACCCUUGGCCGGUUAUUCAGUAUGAUGUUCCGCCGUAUCUAACCUAUCAUUUCUUUAAUCAGUUCAGGACGCCUUCAAACCCUAACAAUUUUUUAAAGGGUGUCAAAUGGUCUCCUGAUGGUUCUGGCUUCCUCACUUGCUCUGAUGAUAAUACCUUUUGUUUAUAUAACUUGCCAUAUGAUGAAAGUGGACAGCUUGCUGAUUUUUCCUCAUCAGCUGCUGAUACAGAUUCGUAUGCUGCAAGUCUUGUCAUGAGUGACGGGGAGUCUGUAUAUGACUACUGCUGGUAUCCCUAUAUGUCUUCUUCAAGUCCAGAGACAUGUGUUUUUGCAAGUACUACCCGUGAUCACCCUAUUCAUCUCUGGGAUGCUACUACUGGACAGUUACGCUGUACAUACCGUGCUUAUGAUGCCAUGGAUGAGAUCACUGCUGCCUUUUCAAUUGCCUUCAAUCCCGCAGGGACUAAGAUAUUUGCUGGUUACAACAAAUCCAUAAGAAUAUUUGAUAUUCAUCGGCCUGGCAGAGACUUUACCCAGCACUCCACCCUUCAAGGAAAUAAAGAAGGGCAAUCAGGCAUUAUAUCCUCAAUGACUUUCUGUCCAAGCCAUUCAGGGUUACUGGCAACAGGCUCCUAUAGCCAAACUACUGCCAUACAUAGGGAAGAUAACAUGGAACUUCUCUAUGUCUUGCAUGGUCAAGAAGGUGGGGUUACACAUGUCCAAUUCUCAAAAGACGGAAACUACUUGUACACUGGUGGCCGGAAGGACCCUUACAUACUGUGCUGGGACAUUCGGAAGACUGCUGAAAUUGUUUACAAGAUGUACAGAUCAUCAGAAACUACCAAUCAGCGGAUAUAUUUUGAUAUUGAACCUCGAGGUCAGCAUCUCGGCUCUGGAGGACAGGAUGGCUCAGUUCACAUUUAUAAUCUUCAAACCGGACAGUGGGUAUCCAGCUUCCGAGCUGCAUCAGACACGGUUAAUGGCUUUUCAUUUCAUCCUUUCCUGCCGAUGGCUGCCUCUUCAUCAGGCCACCGGAGAUUUGGAGUUAUAGAGGACUCCCACGAGGAUAUGCUCCUAACAGGU
Molecule: messenger RNA, 1253 nt
Organism: Solanum stenotomum
Lineage: Eukaryota; Viridiplantae; Streptophyta; Magnoliopsida; Solanales; Solanaceae
Exons: 13
Molecular function (GO): protein binding
Source: RefSeq, a predicted model, not a curated record